AUGGCGGCCUCGGAGGCGGCGCCCGCUCUGGCUGAGGACGCGGGGUCGGCGCCCUGGGCGCAGCUGGACGCCCCCGCCCGGUUCCUGCUGCAGGCGCUGCAGUCGGGGCCGGAGGGGGCGUGGCGCGGCCUGGGGCUGCUGCGGGCGCUGGGCAGUCGCGGCGAGGAACCCUUCUGCUGGGGCCGCGUCCUGGAGGCGCUGUGCCGGGAGGAGCCCGUCGUGGAGGGCCCGGACUGUCGCCUGGAGCUGAGGCCACUGCUGCUGCGAUUGCCCCCGUUAUGCCAGAGGAACCUGAUGUCCCUGCUGAUGGCCGUCCGGCCCUCGCUGCCCGAGAGCCGCCUGCUCCCGGUGCUGCAGAUUGCACAACAAGCGCAACAAGCCGACGCCUGGCUCCGGGCCCUGGGGCAGUUGCUGCGGAGGGACCUGAGCGCCGGGGUAGCGGUUGAGGGAGCGGGCCCCCUGUCUACACGCUGCCAGAGAGAGCUCCAGGGCCUGUGUGGGCGGCUGUGCCAGGGAGGCCGGAGGCUGCAGUUAGCCCAGGCUCCCGUUCCCGACGAGGAAGAGAAGGAGGGCCAGGACUCCCCGCGGCCUGGGAAACGCAGAAAGGGGCCAGAGGAAGAGCCUGCCAGUCCUGAGGGCCAGAGGGCCCCCAAAAGGUUCCGGCGUUUGGAAAGGGAAGGGGAAGGAGGUCAGGAGGAGGAGAGACGUGAAACUGAAUCUUUGGAGACCCGGGCAGAUGGAGGAGGUGCCUCACCCAUCAAGAACCAGCCUGUCGGAGCCGAGCCCAGGGAGGCUGGUCAGAGUCUGGAGGAGGCUCAGGGCCUAGCCGAGAAUUUGGAGUUGCCCAAAGCUGUCCAGGACCAGGUUCCCAGGCUGCAGCAGCUGCUCAAGACCUUCGGGGAGGGGUCGGAGGGCGCCCCCCCGCCUGAGCUGCAGCUUCUCCACGAAUGCAGUCCUAGCCAGAUGGACCUGCUGUGUGCCCAGCUGCAGCUCCCGCAGCUCUCGGACCCAGCUCUCCUGCAGCUCUGCACCUGGCUCCUGUCCAUUUCACCAGAUCUUAGCCUUAGCAAUGCGACCGUUCUGACCAAGAGCCUCUUCCUUAGACGGAUUCUCUCCCUGACCUCCUCAGCCUCCCGCCUGCUCAUGACUGCCCUGACCUCCUUCUGUGCCAAGUAUGCCUAUCCUGUCUGCAGAGCCCUUCUUGGCCCCGUGCUCCAGGCCCCAGGAACAGGUCCAGCUCAAACAGAGUUAUUGUGUUGCCUUCUGAAGGAUGAGGCCCUGGAGCCAGACAUGCAGCUUCUAAUGCUGGGACAGAUCUUGGAGCUGCCCUGGAAAGAGGACACUUUCUUGGUGUUGCAGUCACUGCUGGAGCGGCAGGUGGAGAUGACCCCUGAAAAGUUCAGUGUGUUGAUGGAGAAGCUCUGUAAAGAGGGGCCAGUGGCCACCACAUCUGUGGCCUAUGCCAAGCUCAUGCUGACGGUGAUGACCAAGUAUCAGGCCAGUAUCACUGAGAUCCAGAGGCUGGGCCUGGCCACAGCCCUAGAGCUCAACACCACUUUCCUGAGGAAGUCCCUGAAGGCCGCCCUGAGACAUCUGGCCCCCUGA
Odobenus rosmarus divergens (Pacific walrus) is the source of this 1605-nucleotide messenger RNA. RefSeq names its product Fanconi anemia, complementation group E (gene FANCE). The record is from RefSeq and is a predicted model, not a curated record. The coding region runs from base 1 to 1605 and encodes 534 amino acids. NCBI's taxonomy places the organism in Eukaryota, Metazoa, Chordata, Mammalia, Carnivora, Odobenidae. Gene Ontology annotation, cellular component: Fanconi anaemia nuclear complex. The transcript is spliced from 10 exons. Gene Ontology annotation, biological process: interstrand cross-link repair.